AUGGGACAUAUUACAGACAGUUUUACUAAUCAAUGCACUCACCGUAUAACUCUUAAUACUAUCAAAGGUUUUGCAUUACCUUUUGAUCGCUUCUCUUUAUCUGGCCUGUUUAGUCGCGGAAUUGACGAGCCAGAUAGUGCCGCGAGGGAUGCGUCGCAGAAGCAUCUUAAAAGUAAAGAAGAACAAGAGGAAGAAGCUUUGAAUAGGAUUUUGGAAAACACGCAACAUAACAUCAUCGAUGUCUCACACUUAGAUGGAAUGACCUUGAACACAUCAGAAUAUCUUGCACGUGCGCAGCAAUAUGAAGAAGCGAUUCGUGUACACGACCAGAACAUAUCCCGUGGGGUAAAUGGAGCACCGCGAAGUCCUAGUCGUCACAGUAAACGACUUCUUGAAGACUGCGGCAAUAAAGUGGCAGACUGGCUGGGAAGGCCGGGACCUUCUGUAGAAAAUUCCGCGGAAUUACGCCGUAUAACUGCAGAGUGCGUUUUUGUCUCUUUCUUUUAA
Molecule: messenger RNA, 507 nt
Organism: Strongylus vulgaris
Lineage: Eukaryota; Metazoa; Nematoda; Chromadorea; Rhabditida; Strongylidae
Source: the annotation of a GenBank genome assembly